UAAAUAGAUGUUUAUUCAACAGGCACUUUAAUGUCCCAGAGGAGAAUUUAUAUUAAAACUAUCUUAUGUGAACUCAUGUUUUCUCUCCUGAAGGCGACUCCAAGUCAACUCAUGCAGCGAAACAACCAGCCGAACAAACUGGAUUUCAUCCAGGAACUGACCAAACAGCUGGAGGACUGUCGCAGGAGGAACCAGUUUCUGGAAGCGGAGAGCAUCGAGAUGGAGAAGGAGAGGAACCAGAUCCGCUUCGAGAUGCGAGGUCUGCUGGUGAACAAUGAAGAUCUGCUGCGGACGAACACGCAGAUGCAGGGCGAGACGAACCGGCUGCGGGAGAAGAUCGUGGAGUUAGAGAGCAACAACAACGUCAUGCAGGAGCGCUUCAGACAGAUGGAGAAAGAGCUGAAGGAGGCGCGGGAGGUGAUGGUCGAGGCAAACACUCAGGAACACGCCUUCAACUUCCUGCAGCAGACGCUCAAGAACAAAAUACAGGACACUGAGGAAGCUCUGGAGAAACAAGCUCAACACGCUCAGACUGUGUCAGAAAAACUGUGGCUCACCGAGAGAAACCUGGAGGAGCUGGAGCUGGAGAAAGAAACUAAAGCAAAGAAAACUCUAGAACUCAGUAACACUGUUUUCAGACUGGAGACAGAGGUUUAUUGGCAUGACAGAAGGUGCAGUGCAUUCCUGAAGCACAAGAACAACGAAUGA
Molecule: messenger RNA, 708 nt
Organism: Sinocyclocheilus rhinocerous
Lineage: Eukaryota; Metazoa; Chordata; Actinopteri; Cypriniformes; Cyprinidae
Product: intracellular protein transport protein USO1-like
Exons: 5
Coding region: 31-708 (225 amino acids)
Biological process (GO): protein localization to cell-cell junction
Cellular component (GO): bicellular tight junction
Source: RefSeq, a predicted model, not a curated record